Molecule: messenger RNA, 5037 nt
Organism: Xenopus laevis (African clawed frog)
Lineage: Eukaryota; Metazoa; Chordata; Amphibia; Anura; Pipidae
Gene: susd2.S
Product: sushi domain containing 2 S homeolog
Exons: 27
Coding region: 51-4874 (1607 amino acids)
Source: RefSeq, a predicted model, not a curated record
AGUAACAGCUGGGAGAGUCCCAGUGUGUCUCCUGGCAGGACAGAAAGAAUAUGUGUCACACUGGCACUCGCUCACAUUGUAGCAGACAGCAGGCACCAGGCACCAUGCCUGCAUUACUUCUCAUCUACAUUGGCCUCCUUACACUCACUCUCAUGCCCGGGGUCUCAGGAGCGUCGGAGUCGUGUAGCUCACAGUGUGGGGAGAGACUACAAUCCUGUUCCUGUCACACAACCUGUGAGAACCUGGGAACCUGUUGUACAGAUUUCCACCAGUUCUGCAUCAGCAUCAACCCACAUUCUGGAACCUUAAUGGGAGGCAAAGAUUUCAGCAUUCUUAAUGUGACGUUUAGUCCCAACUCGAGCGUGAUCUGCAGAUUCAACAAUGAGACAAAUACAGAAGGUUACAUAGAUGACACUGGCAUUGCUCACUGCAUUUCCCCUCUGCUGCUGGAGACAGGGCGCAUCUCCUUAGAUGUUUCCCUGGAUGGAGGCAACACUUUUACAAGAUCAGGAACAUGGUUAGCGGUUCAUCACAGCAAAGCAUCUGUGGCUGAAAAGAGUGUGCAGCUUGAACCCAAGAAAUGGCAGUAUUACGGAACCCCUGGAUACAAUGGAACUCUGGCCUUGACCUGGAAUGCUAAAACUCUUCCUUCUGAGAACAUCAGUAUAGAGAUCUGGGGCUACAAUGAAACAGGGACUCCAUACAGUGACACCUGGGGGGCGGACUGGACAUAUCUCUACACACUGGACCUCACUUAUCCCAACAAUGGCAGCUUCAUUUUCACCCCAUCUCCUGCCAAAGCGCCAUAUAACCAGUGGGACGUGGGGAUGCUGAGGAUCAUUGCAAGUGAUAAAUCUCAAGGAAAGAGGAAUGUGCACGCCAUCUGGAGUCCUGUACAUGCCUUAGCCUGGCACCUAGAAGAAAGUUUCAGAAAUGAUUCUGCUGCCUGGGCAUAUGGCAAGUGUAUAAACUGGCGAGAUGCUGAGAUCCAUACUCUACCCAACUUCCUGAAAGAGACCCCAGACUGCCCUUGUACUCUGGAUCAGGCCAGAGCGGAUACUGGUAGAUUCCAUACGGAUUAUGGAUGCGACAUAGAAAAAGGCAGUGUGUGCACAUAUCACCCAGGGGCAGUCCACUGUGUACGGAGCAUCCAGGCAAGCCCUCAGUUUGCUUCAGGGCAGCAGUGCUGCUAUGAUUCUGAUGGCGCUCAGGUCCUCACUUUUGACUCUAUAGGGGGCAGCACACCUGAUCGUGGACAUGACUGGGGUUCCCCACCAUACAGAAAACCCCCCAGAGUACCAGGUUUUUCUCAUUGGAUUUAUGAUGUGAUUACUUUUUAUUACUGCUGCCUAUGGUCUGACAACUGUCAAUUCUACAUGGAUUUAAGACCAUCCAGUGAUUGCCGCACGUACACGCCUCCAAAGGCUGCCUCUGGAUUUGGUGAUCCCCACUUUGCUACAUUCGAUGGGUCCACAUACACAUUCAAUGGAAAAGGAGAGUACACACUUGUGUCUUCUCCUCACAAGUCAUUAUCCAUUCAGGUUCGGACAAAGGCUUUAAUAGUUACUAAACCUUCUGCUGGUAACUUUGGCCAAGUAAGUGGGAUAAUUCAUGAUGAUAGAGCCACCAGUUCAGAGAUAAAUGUAGCCAGCAUCUGUUCAGUGGCUAUGCAAGAAGAUGACUCAGAUGUUAUUGAGGUGCGUCUGAAAGAUGGAUCCACACACGAGCUGGAGACUCUGUUGAAUCAAGAAGUGAUAGGUUUUGAGGAGCAGAUCUGGAUGGACUUAAGCGGAGUUUUUGUAUACUCUGCUAUCAACUCAAAUGUCACUGUAAUGUUCCCUUCUGGAGCCGGAGUAGAAGUAAGAAGGCAAGAAGGUUUCUUGAGUAUAAAUGUUCUUCUUCCUGAUGAUUUCAUUAACCAAACACAAGGACUUCUGGGACAGAUGAACAACAAUCCAGCAGAUGAUUUCACUUUCAGGAAUGGCACAUCCUUACCACCUAAUGCCACACCAGAGGACCUAUUCCAGUUGGGUGCUGACUGGGCAGUAACAAAUGAGAGCUCACUCUUUACCUAUGAUUCACAGGAACUGAUAAAUAACUAUCAGGUCAAGCAUGACUUUACUUUCCUGCCUACAUUUUCAUUUGAAGAAAAUCCAAGUGAGCCUCUUCUGGAAUUGUGUGGUGAUGAUGAGUUCUGCAGGUUUGAUGGCCUUGCCACUAACAAUCUCAAUGUUGCAAAUGCUACAAAGAUAUCUUUUCUCAGCCAUUCAAAUUUGGUGAAGAGUCUUACACCAGUGGUCUCCUGUGGUUGGCUAGCUCCUCCAGAAAAUGGGAUAAAGAUUGGCACCACCUACCUAGCUGGGUCUGUCAUUGAGUUUAACUGUAAUUCAGGGUUAAUUUUGAAUGGUACCAAGCUGAGGACAUGUCUGCCUGAUGGGACUUGGUCAGGUGAUUCAGUUCAGUGUCUUGAAGGAUUCAAGGAUUCUUGUUCAAGUCAGUGUGGGGUGAUCCUGCAGGAAUGUUCAUGCCAUGUGACCUGUGAGAAUCUUGGAACUUGCUGUCCAGAUUAUCGCACCUUCUGUAUCCGCAUUGCACCUGAGUCUGGCCUGCUAAUGGGUGGCCGAGACUUUAUGAUUUUAAAUGUUACCUUUAACAGAAGUUCUGAGGUAAAAUGCAGGUUCAGAAGUGAAAUAGUCACAGAUGGGUAUGUGGAUGAAGCUGGGCUUGCCCACUGUAUCUCACCGCUCCUUUUAGAGACUGGCCGUAUUACCUUUGAGAUGUCUGCAGAUGGAGGCCACAGCUAUCCAUUUUCUGGCACAUGGCUUUCAGUGCACCCUGGAAAGGUUAUGGAAUCUGAAAAAUGUACCUUGGUGAAUGAAACAAAAUGGCAAUAUUAUGGCACCCCAAAUACUGACGGAACAUUGACUGUACAAUGGGAUCCAGACACUUUUGAAAAUGAUGCUCUCAACAUUGAAAUCUGGGGAUAUGAAGAAACAGGAAACCCUUAUUCUAACUCCUGGAUUGGCUCUUGGAAAUAUCUAUACUCACUAAUUCGGGAGUACCCCAAUAAUGGGUCGUUCACCUUCUACCCUCAGCCGUCCAAACCAGAACAUAGUGUGUUUGAGUUUGGAAGCCUAAGACUUACACCAAGUCAGUAUGAAGAAGGACAGUGGAAUGUCCAUUCACUGUGGAGUGUGGACCAUGCCAUGGCCUGGCAUCUUGAUGAAGACUUCCGCAGGGACUCCAACGCAUGGGCACAAGACAAAUGUUUUAAUUGGCACCAAAGUGAGAAGAAUCUUCCUGAUUUUCUCUCUGAGAUUAUCGAUUGCCCCUGCACAUUGGCACAAUCCAGAGCAGACACCGGCAGAUUCCAUCCAGACUACGGAUGUGAUAUUGCUUCGGGUAGCGUGUGCACAUACCAUCCUGGAGCUGUUCACUGCGUAAGAGGGAUCUAUGGCAGUCCUCUAUAUGCAGCAGGGCAACAGUGCUGUUAUGAUUCCAGGGGCUUUCAGGUCCUUACAAGUGAUUCUGUAGGGGGCAGUACUCCUGAUAGAGGCCAUGACUGGGGAUCUCCCCCAUACAGAAAACCCCCGAGAGUUCCAGGCUUCUCUCAUUGGUUGUAUGAUGUCAUAAGCUUCUACUACUGCUGCCUGUGGUCAGAUAAUUGUCAGAAGUACCUAGAGCUCAGACCAUCCAGUGACUGCCGCACCUACAAGCCACCCAAAGUUGCUUCUGCUUUUGGGGAUCCUCACUUUAUAACCUUUGAUGGUGCCAAUUUUACUUUCAAGGGUAGAGGAGAGUAUAUUCUGGUCACAUCUCUGCACAACUCGCUCAACAUUCAGGGCCGAACACAGUCUGCACUUCUUUCAAAUGGAUCCUCUGUGCCAGUAACAGGGUUUUCCUCCAUUGCCAUGGGAGAGGGGGAGUCCGAUGUGAUCGAGGUGCGCCUAGCAGAAUCUUCAGAAAAACUAGAGGUUCUUCUAAAUAGUGAAGUGAUCCACUUUGAUCGAAGCUGGAUAGAUCUCAAAGGAGUAUUUAUGUUUUCUGGAGUAAACCAGAACGUAACAGUGAUGUUUCCAUCUGGUGCUGGAGUAGAAGUGAGAGGAAAGGGGAGCUUCCUCGGUGUCACUGUGCUCCUUCCUGAGGAGUUCAUGAACCAAACCCAAGGUCUUCUGGGUGUCAUGAACGGCAAUCCCACAGAUGAUUUCACCUUUAGGAAUGGUACUGCACUGUCCCCCAGUGCUACCCCACAGGAGCUUUUCCAGCUUGGCACUGACUGGGCAGUAACCAAAAAUAGCUCUCUCUUCACCUAUGACUCAACGUUUUUGAUCAAAAACUAUCAAGAAAAACCACAUGAUCCAGAUUUUGUGCCGAUCUUUUUUGUGACCGAAGAUCCUACUGAUCCAUUGAAAGAGCCAGUGGACAAGCUGUGUGGUUCUGAUGCAUUCUGCAGGUUUGACGCCCUCACUACAAGAGACCUCUCAGUUGGGAAUGCUACCAAAUUAUCCCAUGACAGUCACAAGGACUUUGUGAAAAGCCUGCAGGCAGUGGUCUCUUGCGGGUGGAUUGGACCUCCAUCAAAUGGAAAGAAAGAAGGAACUAGUUACCUAGAAGGCUCAGAGGUGACAUUCUCCUGUAACAGAGGAUAUAUGAUAUCUGGAUCAUCAACAAGGACCUGCCAGCCAGAUGGGACCUGGAGUGGUCAGCUCAGUCAAUGUGUAGCCGAUAAUACCCUUGGUAUUGUGCUUGGCAGUGUGUUUGGAUUCCUGACUCUCUUGAUCCUAAUUGUAUUGAUCGCCCUACAUGAGAGAAACCGCAGUAGGAAGAAAAUAAUUAUGCCUCCUGUGGCAUUCCAGCCAUCCAAUGAACCAUAGGGAAAGCCAUCCAAUGAAAAUGCUUUUGGAACUUUAUAGCAGACUCAGCUUCAUCUUUUUUUUUUCUUAUUUAAAUGUGCAACAUUUCAGGGAUUUUUCAAUGUGCUAACAGCAAUGUUGUCUUUAAUAUUCUGUUAUAAUAAAAGCCACACUCCAGUACCAA